Messenger RNA from Paracoccidioides brasiliensis Pb18, 417 nucleotides. RefSeq lists its product as uncharacterized. The record is from RefSeq and is a predicted model, not a curated record. Bases 1 to 417 code for a protein of 138 amino acids. The transcript has a single exon.
AUGGCUCGAGGUAGUCUCUCUACUUCUUUUCUCACCCGCUAUAUUUUUAAAUAUUCCCGCUCCGAGCUGUCACAGGACACCUUUCUAUGUGCCUUCUGUCAUUUUAUGGGCCUGGAUAUAGCCGCGGAGCAUGAUCCUGUUUUGGAGAAAGAAGAGAACCAACUGAGCGAGCGCUUAGCUGGCGUCGCAGAUUUCUUACUCGACACAACUUUUCAUGCCGUGUCUGUGGGCCCGAUCCACUGCCAUGUCGACCUCUUCAUGUUGCUGCUGGCUUUUAUCUUUUAUAAUCAAGGCUUGAUCCCAGCAAUCCAAAGAAGUUCAAGGGUGGAACCUCGAAUAUGGAAUAUCUUCCGACACCAGACCAGAUAUCAGUUCGUCAAGGCUUCUGCCUCAUCCGUGACCACCAUCGCUGUGUGA